Messenger RNA from Tachysurus fulvidraco (yellow catfish), 1560 nucleotides. RefSeq names its product glycerol-3-phosphate dehydrogenase 1a (gene gpd1a). The record is from RefSeq and is a predicted model, not a curated record. The transcript is spliced from 8 exons. Bases 110 to 1165 code for a protein of 351 amino acids. Gene Ontology annotation, molecular function: glycerol-3-phosphate dehydrogenase [NAD(P)+] activity; NAD binding; protein homodimerization activity. Gene Ontology annotation, cellular component: glycerol-3-phosphate dehydrogenase (FAD) complex; cytosol. NCBI's taxonomy places the organism in Eukaryota, Metazoa, Chordata, Actinopteri, Siluriformes, Bagridae. Gene Ontology annotation, biological process: carbohydrate metabolic process; glycerol-3-phosphate catabolic process.
AGGUUAAUAGUGGGCGUGGUUUGAUUAGCCAAUCGGAUGACAGGGGCGUGGUCUGUGUUAAACACGAGGAGCUGCUGUUUGACAGCUGGUGUGUGGCUUCAGUCUAAACAUGGCAACUUCAAAGAAAGUGUGUAUCAUCGGCUCAGGAAACUGGGGUUCUGCCAUCGCUAAGAUUGUCGGGCUGAACGCAGGACAGAGCUCGAAGUUCGACUCUACAGUGAAGAUGUGGGUGUUUGAGGAGAUGGUGGACGGCCGGAAACUCACAGAGAUCAUUAACACAGAGCAUGAGAACGUUAAAUACCUGCCGGGACACAGACUUCCAGAAAAUGUGGUAGCAGUGGCGGAUCUCGUUGAGGCUGUCGGCGAUGCAGACAUUCUGCUCUUUGUGAUCCCUCAUCAGUUUAUCAGCCGAGUGUGUGACACAAUCCGAGGAAAGAUUAAACAAGACACUCUGGGACUGUCACUUAUCAAGGGGGUGGAUGAGGGUCCCGAUGGGCUGAAGCUGAUCUCUCAGGUCAUUCGUGAGAAGCUAGGCAUUAGCAUGAGCGUGCUAAUGGGAGCCAACAUCGCUAACGAAGUAGCAGAGGAGAAAUUCUGCGAGACCACCAUCGGCUCUAAAGACAAGGCCCACGGAGCAUUACUGAAGGAUCUGAUGCAGACGGAACACUUUCGGGUCACCGUAGUGGAGGAAGCUGAUGUGGUGGAGAUCUGCGGUGCACUAAAGAACAUUGUGGCGGUGGGCGCAGGAUUCUGUGACGGUUUGGGUUUCGGUGACAACACGAAGGCAGCUGUGAUCAGACUCGGCCUGAUGGAGAUGAUCGCCUUCGCACGGAUCUUCUGCACCGCUGGUCCUGUUUCCUCAGAAACCUUCCUGGAGAGCUGCGGCAUCGCCGAUCUCAUCACCACAUGCUAUGGAGGACGCAACCGGCGUGUGGCUGAAGCCUUCGCCAAGACAGGAAGGUCUCUGGAGGAGCUUGAAAAGGAAAUGUUGAACGGACAAAAGCUGCAGGGUCCAGCUACAGCUGCUGAGGUUCACAUUCUCCUCAAAAACAAAAAACUUUUGGAUAAAUUCCCUUUGUUUAGAGCUGUGUAUGAGAUCUGCUACGAGGCUCGUCCUGUUACAGAGUUCAUCAGUUUGUUACAGAAUCAUCCGGCUCAUCUGUGAGAGACAUGACUGUGUGUGUGUGUGUGUGUGUGUGUGUGUGUGUGUGUGUGUGUGUGUGUGUACAUUACUGCUCCGAUGUCUUGUGUGAAUUACAUCAGUUCAUUUUCUAUAAACACAAACGUCUUAAAAGUAACACUUUUGUGUUAGCAGCUCUUUUUAUUCCCAGCUGUUAUUUUAUUCUGAGUAAAUCUGCUUCAAAUCACAAGCACAAGAUCCCUAAAUCUCCUCCUGAUGAAGACGCGUCUGUGAUGAUCAGAGAGUUCGCUUGAUGUCGAGCUGAAAAAAAUCACAAUCACAAAAUCACAAAAAUCUCGACAGACUGAAUGAAUGUAACUACAAAUGGAUAAAAAGUCCAACACUUUACUAACUAAAAUAAACAGAACAACUCACUGCUA